Anopheles cruzii is the source of this 1779-nucleotide messenger RNA. RefSeq names its product RNA-binding protein RO60. The record is from RefSeq and is a predicted model, not a curated record. NCBI's taxonomy places the organism in Eukaryota, Metazoa, Arthropoda, Insecta, Diptera, Culicidae. The transcript is spliced from 4 exons. Gene Ontology annotation, molecular function: RNA binding. The coding region runs from base 1 to 1779 and encodes 592 amino acids. Gene Ontology annotation, cellular component: ribonucleoprotein complex.
AUGGCUUCCGUGUUGAGCACCGUCCAACGCUAUCUUUACAUCGGAAACGAUGUCCCUUUCUUCUUCGAUGUCACAGAACCCUUAGAUAUAGAGUUGGGCAAGAAAGUGUUUGCCCCGGUAGUAAAACCCCAGCCAUUAACACCCGCCGUGAAUGGUGCGUCAAAACGAUCGAAGAAAGUGCCAAAAUUAAAGAAUGUCGAACCAACACCGAAGGGAGAGCAAACGCGUGCUCCCGUGACAACGAUCCCGGUACCGCCGGUGCUUGCUUUGAUCAAAAAGGUACUCCGAAUUCAGACCGUCAGGCGGUUAGACGAAUGUUUGUUCGCGUUGGCGUACUGUAGCCGUGAACUGCCGACCGAAGAAGAACGCCACAGCGUGUACGCGGAGCUACCGGAAUUGCUCAGUGGUUCGCACGAGCUCUUUGAGUUUCUCGGAUACUACACGCGGCUUGCGACGCAAUCGGGAUACGCGGGGUUCGGUCAUGGACUGCGCGGUGCCAUUACGCGUUGGUAUGACAAGUUUGAGGCGCUGGAGCUGGCGGCGAUCGUUGCUAGUAGCAAUAGUGCUGCGGGAUGGUGUCAUGCCGAUGUUAUUCGAAAGACGCACCUGAAACUGGCCUGCCCUGCAAAACAGGCCGUAAUUGAUGCCGCCAUGAAACGCACCAGUCAGCUGACGAGCUAUGUAGCUGCUAGAUCCGCAGAGAAGAAAGAUCCCAAGAAAGCGAACGACAACGGGCCGAUCAUGGAUGCGCUCAACCGCUACCGUGAGCUAAGGGAAAUACGUUCAGCACCGAGCGCGGCGGAAACGGUGGAAUACAUCAAGCAGCAUGGCGCGAUCGCGUUUGAGUUGAUACCGAAGAAGUUUAGACGUUCGGCCAAAGUGUGGGAGACAUUAUUUCCCCAUCUAACCUACCGCGAGUUGCUAGCUGCAAUCUUGCCGAUGGUUGAGUUCGAGCUGCUGAAAGCCAAGGAAAGCCCCAUCACAAAGGCAUAUGUAAGCGCGUUGUCCGAUCGUCGUAAGGCUCUUGAGAAGGAGAAGAUCAAUGCGAUUGAAGUACACGAGAUAGUGCAGUUGUUCGGCAACCUUCGCCGGUACAAGAGCAAAAUCAAGGAAAAACAACAGCGAGAAAACAAAGGUGCGUACAUCAUUCCGCCAUUCGACGUUUUCAACAUGUUCGACGAGAUCGUAGAUUAUUCACUUUCACAUCACCCAAAAACUGGUGCACGAUACUAUAUCGCUCUCGACCUUCGCCGUGCUCAUCUAAAGAAGCAUGUUCUACGCAGUUGCAUAGUGAAGUGCAUCGAAGCUAGCAUUUUGAUGGCGUUUUCCAUCUUUAAGCGAGAGAAAAAAGUGACCGUUGUAGCGUUUUCUGAGGACGAGAAAACAUUGCGUCCGGUUGAGUUUCGCCAAGAUAUGACCUGGUCCCAGGCCCUGGAACAUGGCAAGGGCAUGGUGCUCCAAAAAACGAAAGCCAAGCUCACGAUGCCGAUUCAGAAUGCGCAGACCAACAAGCAGGAGGUGGAUGUAUUCAUCACCAUCACAGAUUCUUUGAUUCGCGUAAAUCCUCUUCGUUCAGCCCCAGCGGAAGCGCUGCAAGAGUACCGUAAAGCGAUGAACCUCAAUCUAACCAGAUACGUUGCUGUAUCACUUUGCUACCAUAAGCCUUCGCUGGAGUUCAACGAAAAUUCGCUGAAAACUGGAGGUAUUCUGGAGCUGAUUGGUUAUAAUGCCAGCAAUGCGAAGGUUAUUGAAGCAUUUGCAAAAAAUCUCUUCUUUUAA